UUUCUUCGCAGAGAAACCGCGGCGCCAACUUUCCUGACCGGAGAUUUUCUCAUGCUCAUCUGGAAGAUUCGUUUCUGUUCCGAUCGACAGGUCGAAAUUUUUUUUAUAUUUUUGAAAAUGGAGCGUUUAUUAAAAGUCUAUGCCUUCAUGACAUUAACGUCCGUCGCGACAAUGCAUGGUGUUCAUCACAGGCCGAUUAGUCCUUUUCUCUGGCAACCACAAACUGCGCCGCCUCCGGCGAAUCAUCCGCCUCCGGCAUAUUUUCCCGCUGGCCAUCAGCCUGCUCCAGUUCAUCCUUCAUACCCACCUCAGCCAAGCCCAGCAAUUGAGUGCGGCGUGAGUUACUCCGAGGAACAUUGCGACGAAUGCGGAGACCCGAACAGGCCGUACAGGCCUCACCUUUACAACGCGGUGAACGUCGACGAAUACUUCCAGAAAGCCAUGAACCCGGAAAUCGACUUGCGACAGGGUCCCAGCAGUCCGGACUACGAUAAGCUGGUGACUCAGGUUGAGGAUGCUGUCAACGAGAACACUGCCAGACGAUACCGACACCCCUGGCAGGCAGCGAUCAUCACGUCGGAUUUUUCCUUCCUCUGUUCCGGUGUUCUCGUCAGCGCGACGACGAUCGUCACUGCUGCUUCCUGCGUUGAAGGCAAAACCCCAGCCGAGCUCCGAGGGCGCCUGGGCCAAUUGGAUUUAGUGUACAACAUCGAGGUUUUGGAGCCUGUCUACGAGAGUGCGGUUAGCUCCGUAGUCAUUCAUCCUAGGUAUAUAGAAACUGGUGGCUAUACAUACAAUGUCGCUCUUCUCAACUUGCAAGUUCCAGUCGAUUUUUGGAGAUUCCCGAACAUUCGACCGAUUUGCUUGCCAUCUCGCGCGCAGGUAGCAUUAGCGAAGGAUUCUUGCGUUGUGGCCGGGUGGCACGAUUCCCCCGAGAAGCUGGUUACAGUCACCCUGCUCAAACAGAGUAACUACGCUGAAGUGCCAUACAACAAAGUUUUCCGGAAUGUCAAUGAAGUUGUGACUCCUGCGUCGAAACCCGCUCCAACAACGCCUGCGGGAUCGCCGGCCCGAGGCGAGGAGACCGCCUCUGACUCUUCCCAAGAAUCCAAACCCAGCUACUCGUUUUACCAGCAAUCUUACAGUAAAAUUCUGCAAGACGCGUGCGUGAGAAUAGCAGGACAGCAGGAGUGCCAAACGGCGAUCAGCAAAAGCGGAGCGGCGGCCACUAACAAUCACCCGCAUUCCCACGACUUCGAACUGUGUCUUGUUAGAGGCUGCGUGCGGUCCGGGUCUCCAUGUUUCGCGGACUUGGGAGCGGCUGUUGCUUGUCCAGUUAAAGAAGGGCAUACCCCUAAUCUCAGCAAACAGGCGGUUUAUUACACAACUCCGCCGUAUACUUCAACAUUCGCCCCCACUACAACCGCGUUCCUUGCUUACACUGAGAACCUGAGCCCAUUUCCGCCUUCGAAUCAACAAACGUCAGCAGCGCCAUAUUCCACGCCACCGCCCUCAGCUAGCGCCAAAGAUAAAUUCGGCACCAGUGUCCAGGAGAAAUCCGGGGAUCAUCCCACUUUUAAAGUCUCUGCUUCCUUUCCUGAAGGCUGGCGAAGAAGAGUUUACUUCCUGACUGCAAUCGUGGUGAACGAGCCACGGUGCACCGAAUUCGGCGAGGAACCAACUGCUGUAAUCGGCGUUGAAUCCGUGUUGGACUUCAUCCACAGAGGAUCGCGCUAGUGGGAUAUGUCUUCAUUGAGUUUCCGUCCGGAAUUUCCUGCAAUUUGUAUUCAUGCGGAUUGUGCGUAGUCAGCGCAAAAAAAUAAAGGCGAACUGCUGUGAUUUGAGCAAAA
Notodromas monacha is the source of this 1850-nucleotide messenger RNA. Lineage: Eukaryota; Metazoa; Arthropoda; Ostracoda; Podocopida; Cyprididae. The record is from the annotation of a GenBank genome assembly.